Betta splendens (Siamese fighting fish) is the source of this 4731-nucleotide messenger RNA. RefSeq names its product cadherin-related family member 1. Gene Ontology annotation, biological process: homophilic cell-cell adhesion. Gene Ontology annotation, molecular function: cadherin binding; calcium ion binding. The coding region runs from base 1072 to 3660 and encodes 862 amino acids. Lineage: Eukaryota; Metazoa; Chordata; Actinopteri; Anabantiformes; Osphronemidae. The transcript has 25 exons. The record is from RefSeq and is a predicted model, not a curated record. Gene Ontology annotation, cellular component: plasma membrane; catenin complex.
CGACAACCGCGAGUUUGGUAAGUGCGUGUUGCUGAGUUCGCAGAAUAUUAUGCAAGUUGUCAAAUGCAACUCAGAAUAGUUCAUGUUGAAAAGUUAUAAUGACGUAAAAGGGCCAUUAAUGAAACAGUGAUGGCAACUAAGUUGAUCUCAUCUAUACCACAGGAUUAACAGCAAAUCGCUUCAAGCAAAAAGACAACACAGAGUCCUGUGAUUGGCGUCACGCUUUGCACAGGUUAAUUGGAAUCCUGAACUGGAAAACGGCAGGGGAGAAGUGCAACUAUCGUUGCCCACAGAACCAUACGUAAACCAUGGGAGUUGAUUCUAUCGCCACAUGUCAAGAUGAGGGACAGACACAGGACCAUUACACCGGAAUGGACAGUCUUCCUUAUCGGGUCAGACAGUGAUGAACCUACCCACUAUCCUGAUGAACUUGCUCUUAAGGGCAGUGAGGCCUCCAGUUUUCUGCCACGGUGUUUACUCUCUGGCUGCCAAAGGAGGAAGAAGAGGGGAUCUAUUUGUCCCAAGGGUCGUCUGUAAAACACUGUCUGUGGAGGUGAUUUUAUAUGGGCCUCAAAGUAUUUGUAUCAACAUCGUGUCAGACCUGGAUACAAGGAGCCACACUCUGGAGGUCUGAUCUCCAUGUCAAUCAUCUAUUAAACUUGGGAAGCCUAUGAAUGACUUAUCGUGAUCCGUUUACUUCACUGCCCUAUACCAGCCUCCACCAGCCACUUCAUCCUUUACAUGCGCCUUGCAUCCUGUCAGACUUGCAGGCUCGUAGGACACGUUCACACAAAGAGGGAUACGAUGUCACGUGCGCAGAGGUGUGACGAUGACACCACAGCGUGUGAAACCUGGGCACUUUUCCCUCGGAGUUCAGUCCAUGAGAGAUGGAAGUGUGAGCAGGCUGCGAGGAGGGAAGGGAUGCGUCACUGGAUUAGUGCCUGAGAAUCCGUCCCAGCCUCUUCCCCCUGAGCUGCUGAGACGCCUCCAGAAGGGCACGAAACUCGCCGCUCGCGUCCCCUCCGCCCAAGCCUUCCACAUGAGCCAGCCGAGCCUUCCCUCCGCACCAGGAUGAAGAAAGAGAAGAAAAGCCAUGCUCUGCUAUGUCUGCUUCUGCUUCACUUCACCUCGGGACAAACUGACUAUGCUCCAUAUUUUUAUGAUAAUGGACCCAGCAGUACAAAUGGAAACAUGGCCUUGAUCAGCGUCUCUGAGGACACAUUAGUUGGAACACAGAUCUACAUCCUGAAUGGCACAGAUCCGGAGGGGGACCCAGUGCGUUACGGUCUGACGUUCGAAAAGGGCUCCAAGGAGUAUUUCAGGGUGGACCCCAAAAGCGGAAACGUGACCCUGAUUCAGGAGCUCGACAGGGAGAAACAGGGUGAAAUCUCGGUGCUUGUGAGCAUAACAGACGGUCGCAAUAAGGUUGUGGAGACAGUGAGGGUGUUCGUCACCGACACCAAUGAUGAAUCACCUGAAUUUCAAAACCUGCCCUUCAUCAUCGAUAUCCCUGAGGACACAGCUCCAGGAAGCAGCAUCUACAGAGUCCAAGCAGUGGACAAGGACAUGGGCUCAGGAGGCAGCGUCUCAUAUUAUCUACAAAACUCCCCGUUGGCCAAAUUCACCAUCGACGGCCACAGCGGGAUCCUAAGAGUCAAGCCUGGUGAGACGCUCGACUAUGAGACCACGCCCACUCACUUCGUGACAGUGGUUGCCAAGGAUGGAGGCGGGAGAUACAAGGGGAAGCACCAGGUGUUGACCUCCACAGCCACUGUAACAGUGAAUGUGCUUGACGCCCAGGACAUGCCUCCAUCUUUUGUAGGAACACCGUACUUUGGCUACAUCUACGAGGUCUCAGUUCCUGGUUCUGAAAUAUUCACGGUGUAUGCUAAAGAUGGCGAUCAAGGCAAUCCCAACCCCAUACAUUAUUCCAUCUUAGAAGGUAGUGACGGGGUUUUUGACAUAAAUAGCUCCAGUGGAUGCAUCACCCUGACGACGUACCCGUCACUCCUGAAAAACGAGUUGUAUGAAAUUAAAGUCAAGGCAGCUGAGGUGGGACCGAACGAACGGCUCAUGGACUACGACGUUACCACGGUGACAGUGCGGGUGGUGGACCUCAACAACCACCCCCCAACAUUCUACGGAGAAAACGGGCCACAGAGCAAGUUUGAGGUCACGAUGUACGAGCACCCGCCAGCAGGCGAGAUCCUUCGAGGCUUCAAGAUCACGGUCAAUGACUCUGACCAGGGAGCAAAUGCUAAAUUCAAACUGAGACUGGUGGGACCCAGCCGAGUGCUGCGAGUUGUUCCACAGACUGUCCUCAACGAAGCGCAGGUGACCGUCAUCGUGGAGGAUGCAUCUGGCAUCGAUUAUGAAAAGGGACCAACUCUUUCCUUCAAGUUGCUGGCAGUGGAGAUUGACACGCCUGAGCGCUUCAGUGCGACGGCUGACAUAGUGAUCAACCUGCUGGACACCAACGACAACGCGCCCAAGUUCACGUCUGAGUACUACAUUGCCAGGGUCCCAGAGAACUCUCCUGGAGGCGCCAGCGUUGUGUCCAUAACGGCGAAUGAUCCAGAUUCAGGGCCUUGGGGUGAAGUCAAAUACACGAUUUAUGGAUCAGGAUCCGAUUUGUUUGCCAUCCACCCAUCGUCAGGGCUCAUCUUCACGCAGCCGUGGACCAGUUUGGACGCAGAAGUCAGGUCCAAAUACAACUUCUACAUCAAGGCGGAAGAUUCGGAGGGGAAGUACAGCUUGGCCGAAGUCUUCGUCACCGUCCUGGACAUGAACGACCACUCCCCUGAAUUCGAUGACGAACUCCUGGAGAAGACCAUGAUCAUCGGUACACCUGUCAGAGUGGAGGCAGUGGAUGAAGACGCAGAGUCUCCAAACAACGUCAUCGAAUACUCCAUCAUGACAGCCGAUCCUGACAACGCGUUCGACAUCGACUCCGACACCGGGGAGAUCAAGCUGAAGCCGUACAUCAAGUCCAUGGAGAUCGUGCAGAACAUCACCAAGCAGAAAGACUGCAAGUGGUCUCUGGUGGUCCAGGCCAGGGACAGGGGGUCUCCGUCCUUCAGCACAUCGGCUGUGGUCAACAUCGACAUCACCGAGGCGACUCCUCUCAAGGGGCCUAUGGCUGUCUUUUUAAUGAAAAGUAGGGACAAUCCAGUAAAAGCUAUAGGUUUGAUGACGGUUAUCAUUAGCAUGCUGGUAGGGCUGACUGUCUUGAUCUCUACGGCUAUGUACAUGCGCAACUCAAAGUCCAACAGGAUCGUGCCCGCGCGUCGCAUCAUUAGGAGGCGAGCGAGGGACCAGCAGCCCUGGAGCUUCAAGAUGCCCUUUAUCAAGUUCACCAACCCUGCGGACAAGUUCCUCAUAGAGGAUCCAGAGGGCAGCUCCCCGCAGGGCCCCGGCGGCCCCCGGCCCCGACUGGCCCCGCCCUGCGCCCCCUGUCUGCCGCCGCCGCCGCCUUCUAGCGCGCGGCCCUGCGAGAGGCCCCGGGCCGUCCCAACCAUAUCCGGCGCACUGGCCUCCAAGGGCUCAAAGAAAGGCAAAUUCGGCCGCCGCAAGGAGGGGAACAUCAGCUCGGCGUUAGUGUCCGAACUCAAAAUGAAGCUGGAGCAGAAAAUCAUCGAGAGCAACCAAGGUUAUUAUUAACAUCAGUCCAGUCUUCGACAACGCUUUGCUCCUAGAGUCCUCACCUGGAGCGUGUGAUGAGCCCGUAGGUUGAGCCUACCUGUAAAUUAGUCAAGAUUAAAGCAGGAGGUUUUCCAAAUAUUUAUGUCUUAAGGUGAGAUACAGAACAGUUGGGUGCAGUGGUCACCACUGAGGAGAGGAGAACGCUCGCGCUGUUGGCGGCUUCACACUGCCAUCUUCAGGAGGAUUACAUCAUCUUACAGAAGAAAGCACCACUAUCAAACGCCCAGAAGAGGAUUACUGAGAGCCGCUGUGUAAAUAUAAGUUGCAUAAGUUCCCGAAAAGUGGAUUGUUAAAGAUCCUGUUCCUUUUGGAGAACUUGGGGUUUCAUCCAGCAAAUCCUAAAACACACACACACUGAAUGCAGUCGUCAUCGAACACAUAAAGUGUUGAAGGACCUGUGUGUUGGUAUUUUUAUUUUGUUGCAUCAGCCGCGUGCAAGCUGAGAAGUUGCUCUUUUGUAUGUUUACAACGUGCCACUGUAGGUUUUCACAGUAACACAAGCUCAGUUGCUUUUAUUUACUUGAAUGUGUCAUUUUAGAAAAAUGCUUUUGUACAUAAACGUGUCCAUUUUAAAUGUACAGCGCUGAAUCAUUUUCUGUACAUCUUGCAGCAGUGAAUAUCAAAAGAAAGUCUAACUGCACUAGUGGCAUAGUGUUGGUAAAAGUUGCUAUUUGAUUGACAUUUUGAGCUCAGAUUGUACAUAACCUGCUUGGACAUUUCCUUUAAAGCUAUAGAUAUUUAAAUGUAGAGUCAGUGUCAGAUAUGUAGGAUCCGCACACGUGUUACACUCCAAUGCCUUCACGUGUAGGCAAAUCAAAUUAGGCAGUUAGUUGGUGUAACAAAUGAUGUAACGAGUGUUUCUUACCUUAUAACUAGCACAAACAAAGUGAGAUAAACUACAUAUCUUACAUAUCUCUAUAUACUAUAACUUAACACAUAAUACAUAUACUAUAAAUUACACUUGCCUGGUCUUUGGAAGUAACAUUUGUACUGUCUUUGUACCGUCUUUUGAAUAAAUAUUUGAAAAUG